CAAGCUGAAAAAAGGUUUAAAAGGUUCUUGUAUUCAUUGGAAGAUUGCAAAGAAUUUGUUUGGAAUAUUGAAGAGGAUUUCAAGCCUGUUCCAGAUACCUGGAUUCCCGCAAAGGACAUAGAGUUCUCUAAUGGCAAUCCUUUGCCCGAUGAAAAUGGACAUAUGCCAGGUUGGGUGCCUGUGGAGAAAAAUAGUAAGCAGUAUUGCUGGCACUCAUCUGUUGUAAAUUAUGAGGCUGAAAUAGCGCUGGUAUUGAAACGCCAUGCUGACCCAGGGCUUCUGGAAAUCAGUCCAGUGCCGUUAUCAGAAAUUUUGGAACAAACAUUGGAGCUCAUUGGGACUAAUAUUAAUGCAAAUCCAUAUGGAUUAGGAAGCAAGAAGCAGCCUGUACAUCUUCUUGUACCACAUGGAGCAUUUGAAAUAAAGAAUCCACCUACUUUGAAACAAAAUGACAUACUGUCUUGGUUUGAAGGCUGCAGUGAGGGUAAAGUUGAAGGAAUUGUGUGGCACUGCCAUGAUGGGUGUUUAAUCAAGCUCCAUCGCCAUCAUCUUGGUUUACGCUGGCCACUUGCAGAGACAUACCUGAAUUCUCAGCCUGUUGUAAUUGCUUUUAAUAGAACUAAAUAUGACUGUGACUUUGAACCAAAGAGUUUGUUUCACCAUUUUUCAAACUUGGAUGGUCAAAGAUUUGACAGACUCAAAGAUAUCAAGUUUGAUGCUUGAAAUUAGUUUUCUUUUUUAAGUUAAUUGUCGUAUGUGCUGCAUUCCUCUUACUUGUGUCUACCACAGAACUCUUUCCAAAUAAUCUUUUAGCUUAGGCAGCAGCCUAGGUACUGUACGAUUUUAAGUUUUUCCUAAAUGACUAAGUUUAUAUAAUGAGAGAUCUGACAUUCAGAGCAGACAUCUAGCUUUCAGCAUGCUUAUUUUCAGUUCUGAAAAAUCCUUAGCUUUU
Messenger RNA from Fulmarus glacialis (Northern fulmar), 952 nucleotides. RefSeq names its product chromosome unknown open reading frame, human C12orf29 (gene RLIG1). Gene Ontology annotation, biological process: response to reactive oxygen species. The transcript is spliced from 5 exons. The annotation marks the transcript as partial. The record is from RefSeq and is a predicted model, not a curated record. NCBI's taxonomy places the organism in Eukaryota, Metazoa, Chordata, Aves, Procellariiformes, Procellariidae. Gene Ontology annotation, molecular function: RNA ligase (ATP) activity.